AUGGAGACCAAGAGCUCCUGCGAACAGCAAGAAGCAGAGUCCGAGUCCUACCUGUCGCGGAAAGCAACAUGGGGGCGGACCACGAACCUAACCCGGUCCUGCAGCCCCAGCCAGUGCACCUGGAAGUCCUCCUUGCUGUCCUUCGCCUACACCGAGGGCUUCCGCUGCAGCACUGGUGGUCGACUCCGCGGCGUCAGGCCGUUUGCGCUCACUCCGCGGGAGGAGCCGCAGCUGCUGCGUCUACGCCCCACCUCGCUCCGCACCCAAGACAUCUCGUACUUGCUCACCAGCGUUUUCCGCAAUGUCUACUCUGCCAACGUGAUUGACGAGGAUGUGUGCACUAGUCUAAUCAAAGCCCGCGGCAGCGAGGAUGCACGCCACGAGCAGUUCGUGGACUCACUACAGCAGAUUCGAGAGCUCUACAAGCAGCGACUGAAGGAGGUUGAAAUGUUGGAGAGGCACAUCAUUCAGGCCCGCGCUCGGGCCAUGGCAGAGGAAGAACAGACCAUGCGCCAGGCAGAAGUACAGUCCUUUGGGGACUUGAAUGUCAUCAAGUUGCCUCCAGUCAAGUCUGUCUUCAGAUGGUUUGUGGACAGUGAGUUACUACGGAAACAUCAUUUGAUCUGCCCCGAAGAUUACUACAGUGAUACAGUGCCAUUUUGCUCUGCGCCUAAAGGCAACUUCCUCCCUAGAUGUCAAAAAAUGACAUUCAGUUGUGAGAAACGUGCCAUUAGAAAAAAAGAGGUGGCCAAGAAGCUUGAUGUUUUAUGUAGAAAGAAGUUUGCUGAUACUGAGCAGUCAGACCUCAGUUUGGACAAUUUGACAAGUGACUCAUCUCAUGCCGAACACAGGACCAAACAAACUGCCAAGAAAGCAAGUCCACCGCGGAAUAAAAACUGGAUGAACCACUUACGUGUGCCACAGAGAGAACUGGAGCGACGUCUGCUUGCCCGGAUGGAGAGUCAGAACCGCUUCCUAAAAAACCCUCGGUUUUUCCCUCCUGACACUCCAUAUGGAGGCAGGUCUCUUCUUUUUCCUCUAAAGAAGCCAGAACAGAAAGGAAAAUUCCAGAGUAUAAUGUCAGAACAGAGUUGUGCCGAUACUCCAGUGUUUCUAGCUAAGCCGUCAAUUGGAUUUUUCACAGAUUAUGAAGUUGGACCAGUUUAUGAGAUGGCAAUUGCUGUGCAGAACACCACUGCAACUAGCCGCUACCUGCGAGUUCUCCCACCUUCUACUCCAUACUUUGCUCUUGGAUUAGGAAUGUUUCCUGGCAAAGGCGGCAUGGUGGCUCCUGGGAUGACCUGCCAGUACAUUGUCCAGUUUUUCCCCGACUGCCUUGGUGAUUUUGAUGAUUUUAUUUUAGUAGAGACCCAGUCAGCCCACACCCUCCUGAUCCCUCUGCAGGCCCGGAGGCCACCUCCAGUGCUGACAUUGCCCCCAGUGCUGGACUGUGGUUACUGCCUCAUUGGGGGCAUCAAGAUAACCAGAUUCAUCUGCAGAAAUGUGGGCUUCAGUGUUGGCAAGUUCUGCAUUAUGCCCAAAAAGAGCUGGCCACCGCCAAGUUUCAGGGCUGUGACAACCAGUGGCUUUGUUGAGCAACCUCCCUUUGGAGUCCUGCCUUCCGUGUUUGAGCUGGCCCCAGGACAGGCCAUAUUAAUGGAGGUCUUGUUCCUCCCAAAGAGUAUAGAAAAGGCAGAACAGACCUUCGUGAUCGUGUGUGACAACUGCCAGAUAAAGGAGCUGGUGACUGUAGGAAUCGGACAACUGGUUGCUUUGGAGCUGAUCUAUGUUUCUGGUGAAAAAAGUCAACCCGAGCCUGGCGAGCUCACCGACUUAACCGCCCAGUACUUCAUCCGCUUUGAGCCUGAAAACCUUCAGUCUACCGCUAAGAAACAGCUGAUCAUUAGAAAUACUACGCACGUGGAACUUACCUUCUACUGGCAGAUCAUGAAGCCCAACCUGCAGCCCCUAAUACUGGGAGAAGCCUACAGCAUGGACAGUAUCAAGUACCACCCUGACACGGAGACAGCCUUCUCCAUCAUGCCUGCAAAGGGGAUUCUCAACCCACACACGGACCAUGAGUUCUUCCUGAGCUUUUCUCCUCAUGAGCGGCGGGGUUUUCACAGUGUUCUCCAGAUGGUGCUAGAGCAAGUCCCGGAGCCCACAUGUUCAGAUACUCAGAACCUGGAGGAUACUUCAUACACUUUGGGUAAUGUGAUUGUCCUCGAAGUUGAGGUGAAAGGCUCAGUAGAACCUUUCAAGGUUCUCUUAGAGCCGUAUGCCCUCAUCAUCCCUGGAGAGAACUACAUUGGCGUAAAUGUGAAGAAAGGUUUUAAGAUGUGGAAUCACAGCAAGUCCCCCAUCAAGUACAUGUGGGAGAAGAUUAGCGACUGCCACAUCAUUGAAGUGGAACCCUGUACAGGGGCUAUAGAACCCAACGAGGUCGGGGAUUUUGAGUUGAACUUUACUGGAGGUGUUCCUGGUACAACAAGCCAGGACCUGGUGUGUAAAAUAAGAGACUCGCCCUCACCAGUGGUGUUGCACAUCGAGGCGGCCUUUAAGGGGCCUGUGCUCGUCAUCAACGUCUCAGCCCUUCAGUUUGGUUUGCUUCGCCUGGGGCAGAAAGUCACCUACCCCAUCCAGAUCCAGAAUGUCAGCCAGCUCCCAGCCAUGUGGCACAUGAAGGAGAGCACAGUCUACCUUGAAGAAAGGCAUGAAAGUGAGUCUGUCUUCCACAUUGAACCCUCAAGUGGCCAGCUUCACCCACUAGGAGACUGCAAAGUGAAUGUCACCUUCGAGGCCUUGCUCUGCCAGAGUCUGCAGACGGUCCUGGAGCUGGAGGUGGAAAACGGAACCUGGAGCUACCUUCCUGUGUAUGCUGAGGUGCAGAGGCCCCAUGUGUACCUGCAGAGCAGCCACAUGGAGUUCAGCGACCUCUACCUGGAUGUACCCACGAUGGCAGCCACCACACUCAUCAAUGGCACGCUCCUGCCCACCCAGUUCCAGUGGGGCAAGCUCCUGGGGCACCAAGCAGCCCUCUGCACUGUGACAGUCUCCCCCAGAUGUGGCAUGCUGGGCCCCAGUGAGGAACGCCGGCUCACCUUGCAGUUGACUGCUCACACCCAGGAAGAGCUGACUGAUCUGGCCCUCCCGUGCCAUGUGUCGGGCAUGGAGAAGCCGCUUGUCCUGGGCAUUUCUGGGAAACCCCAGGGACUGCAAGUUUCCAUCACCAUCACUGUGGAGGGCUCAGAGAGAAGCUUCUUCAGCACAGAGCAGUGGUCAGGCCACCCAGAGGAUCUCCGCCUGGACUUGGGCUCAGCAGUGCCACUGAGAACUUGUGUGAACUGCCAGCUCAUCCUGACCAACCACUCCCCGAUACAGACCCCUUUCACCCUCAAUUUUGAGUAUUUUGGAAGCCCGCAAAAGAACCUGAGCAAAAAGACCAGCCUCCUUGACUUGGCUCCUGCCCUGCUAAAGACGGCACGGAUUCAAGAGCAUCUGGCCAAGCGAGAAAAGCUGGAUUUUAUGAAAAGCAUGUUGUCUCAUGGGAAAGGAGCUGCCUUUUCCCCCCAUGUUUCCAGAGGCAUGCUGGGAGCCUACCAGCAGCUCAGCAUUGGCAUCACGGGCUGUGCAAACAUGUGGGGCGAAUACUGGGACAACCUCAUCUGCAUGGUGGGGAACCUGCCUCCAGCUGUCAUCCCAGUGCACAUGGCUGUGGUGGGCUGUCCCAUCAGCUCCCAGAGGACCACCUACUAUACUGUUGACCAGCCUCUCAAGGAGCCCACCAUCAGGUUCGGCACCUCACUCUCUGGAGGAGACACAGUCACCCGGGUCCUUCGCCUGAAUAACUCCAGCCCCUGUGACAUUCGCCUGGACUGGGAGACCUAUUCUCCAGAAGACAGGGAGGAGCAGCUGGUGGAGUUACUGGUGUUUUAUGGGCCACCCUUCCCGCUACGUGACCAAGCUGGGAAUGAACUCAUGUGUCCUGAGAGCCCUGAGGCCAGCAACUUCGGGUCUCCAUGUCCCUCCGAUGAAUCCGAAUGCAGCAGCCAUGAAACUGUCCAUUCUGCUGAGAGCAGCCCCCAUGACAGCACCAAGGCCACACAGAUCAUCUCAGUCAUCCUGCAGGAGCAUGAGGGGGUACCCUGCACCUCCCUGUACUCUGUCAGACCUAGGCAGGUGGUGGUCCCUGCUGGGAGUAGCAGCACUAUCUCCAUCUCCUUCACACCCAUGGUCCUCAGCCCCGACAUCUUGAACAAGGUGGAGUGCACUGGCUACGCCCUAGGCUUCAUGAGCUUGGACAGUGAGGUCGACAGGGAGAUUCCAGGGAGGAGGCGCCGGCUGCAAGACUUUGCUGUGGGACCCCUGAGACUAGACCUGCAUGGCUACGUAAGGCCUGCACAGCUGAGUGUGGAGCUGGACUAUGGUGACGGCAUGGAAUUCCAGCACCAAGCCAGUGAACUCAUUCCUGAAGAGCCCUGCUCUGGGGUGCUGAGUGAGUUGGUGAAUACCCACCACCUGAAGUUGACCAACACAACAGAAAUCCCACACUCCUUCCGGCUCCUGGUCUCCAAGCCUUUUUCCAUUUCUCAAGAUGGGACCAGUCUCAGAACUUCUGGUCCUAACCAGCAACAGGCAUGUGAGGAGACUGCAGAAGAGGACAAGCUGCUGGUGCUCCAACCACAGGAGAACAUGCUGGUGAACGUGUCCUUCUUGCUAUCCUUGGAGCUGCUCUCCUAUCAGAAGCUCCCAGAUGACCAGUUGCUGCCUGGAAUGAAGAUUCAGCAGAGUGCAAGGGGAGAGAGGGAGAUGGUGUUCACUCAGAACCUGCUCCUGGAGUAUACCAACCAGACCACUCAGGAGGUGCCUCUGCGGGCAGUUGUGGCCGUGCCUGAGCUACAGCUCUCCACCAGCUGGUUGGACUUUGGGACCUGCUUUGUGAGCCAGACGCAGACCCGAGAGGUCUACUUGAUGAACCUGAGCCGCUGCCGGAGCUACUGGGCUGUGCUGAUGAGCCAGCAGGAUACCACUAAGGGCACUGUGGCCUUCAGGGUCUCCCCAAGAAGCGGGCUCCUGGAGGCACGACCAGUCAACGCGCCCCCACCUUCCAUCACCCUCCAGGUUACCUUCACUGCCAGGAGCAGUGAGCUGUAUGAGUCCACGCUGGUGGUGGAAGGUGUGCUUGGUGAGAAGGCCUGCACCUUGCAGCUCCGGGGUCAAGGCUCUUAUGACGAGAAGUACAUGACCCCCCAACUGUGGAAAUAA
Molecule: messenger RNA, 5265 nt
Organism: Chrysochloris asiatica (Cape golden mole)
Lineage: Eukaryota; Metazoa; Chordata; Mammalia; Afrosoricida; Chrysochloridae
Gene: DLEC1
Product: deleted in lung and esophageal cancer 1
Exons: 37
Coding region: 1-5265 (1754 amino acids)
Biological process (GO): negative regulation of cell population proliferation
Source: RefSeq, a predicted model, not a curated record